GUCCAAACCUCCGUUCUGUCAUUGCUUCCCCUCUCACUACUGCCCAGCUCCCACCAACAAAUGAUCUUCCUGCAACCCUAACCUCUCUCUCUCUCUCUCUCUCUCUCUCUCUCUCUCUCUCUGUGCGAAAUGCUAUCGUCACAGGUCAUCACUGGCAACCAUAAGCCCUCCACUCUCAGCUUCACUUCCUGCCCUCACCCGUCAACCCCCCCAUAUCUGCUCCUCAUUCCCAAAACCCUAAAACCCCCCAAAUCCCAAAAACCCUAUUACAGGGCCAGAACCUAUUUUACUACCUUCUCCGUACAAUCGGUUCUUCAGUGGAACCGUAAGCCCCAAUUGGCCGGCGAAACCCCACGAGUCGUCGUCAUCACCUCCGGCAAAGGCGGCGUCGGUAAGACCACCACUACCGCCAAUGUGGGCCUCUCGCUUGCUCGCCUUGGAUUCUCUGUUGUCGCCAUUGACGCCGACGUUGGCCUUCGCAACCUCGACCUCCUUCUUGGCCUCGAGAACCGAGUGAAUUACACCGUCGUCGAGGUUCUCAACGGGGACUGCAGGCUAGAUCAGGCUCUCGUUCGGGACAAGCGGUGGUCCAACUUCGAAUUGUUGUGUAUAUCGAAGCCGAGAUCGAAACUCCCUCUAGGGUUUGGUGGGAAAGCGCUAACUUGGCUCGUGGAUGCUCUCAAAGGGAGGCAAGAAGGCUGCCCAGAAUUCAUCCUUAUCGAUUGCCCAGCGGGCAUUGAUGCCGGAUUCAUUACGGCUAUAACGCCGGCCAAUGAGGCAGUGCUAGUGACCACGCCAGACAUUACGAGCUUGCGCGAUGCUGAUCGAGUGACAGGGCUGCUUGAAUGUGAUGGGAUUAAGGAUAUCAAGAUGAUUGUGAAUCGGGUUCGGACGGAUAUGAUCAAAGGGGAGGAUAUGAUGUCGGUUCUUGAUGUUCAGGAGAUGUUGGGUUUGGCAUUGUUGGGGAUGAUUCCGGAGGAUUCGGAGGUGAUUCGGAGUACGAAUCGAGGGUACCCACUCGUGUUGAAUAAGCCACCGACAUUGGCUGGGUUGGCCUUUGAGCAAGCAGCUUGGAGACUUGUUGAGCAGGAUAGCAUGACGGCUGUGGCCGUGGAGGAGGAGCCCAAGCGCGGGUUUUUCUCAUUUUUUGGAGGGUAGAGAAUGUGCCCAUUUCAAGUUGGUGCUCAAAUUUUGGGAUUCUUUGCGUUAAGAUGAUUUUUAUGGAGUUUCUGAGGUUUAUGGGGAGUACAAUACAAGUGUUGUGCUUGUGCAUUCAGCUGCAGUUCCAUGUUCAAGAUGUUGGGGGAAUGAGAGAUCGUGUACAGUGGGUAGGGAAAGUCUGUUUUUCUAUAUUUAUGAGAUUUCUACGUUUGCUUAUUUGAUAGAUAGAUCUGCCCAGUGCUAAGUUCAGAUUCUUCAGAAUGAUAUGUGUAAUUCCUGUUGAGAUAAUCCCAACUGGAUUUCAGUGAUUGCAAUUUUGUGAAGUAUGUUAACAUGUUGGUGAUUUACGGAAGAA
This is a messenger RNA of Malania oleifera, 1516 nucleotides long. Its product is annotated as septum site-determining protein minD homolog, chloroplastic. Lineage: Eukaryota; Viridiplantae; Streptophyta; Magnoliopsida; Santalales; Ximeniaceae. The record is from RefSeq and is a predicted model, not a curated record. Gene Ontology annotation, cellular component: cytosol; cytoplasmic side of plasma membrane. Gene Ontology annotation, molecular function: ATP binding; ATP hydrolysis activity. Gene Ontology annotation, biological process: negative regulation of cell division. Bases 130 to 1158 code for a protein of 342 amino acids. The transcript has a single exon.